AAUAAAUAUGGUUUUUUAAAUGCAGCAAUGCUGCAAGCACCAAAAGAGUGUGCAUCAGUGGUCGUGGUGGCGCGAUAGUGUGUGUGUAUGUGCUGUGAUUUUGUUGCUGCAUUUUUGGGAGCCCUUCAAAAAAAACCUUAAAUAAUAACAAAUAAAAAACAUUUUGUGCAUUUGCAAGUGGCGAUGGCAGUGCGUGUGUGUGUUUAAUAUCAACAAUGGGUGCAGAAUAAAGCAAAUGUAUGAGAUUAGCGCGUAACCCAAAUAGAUGAAGGUGAAUCAGAAUUUUUCCAGCACACACACACACACACGCGCAAACAGCAGCACACACCUGCAGUCCCGCGCGCCCCGCCCGCUUAGAAACCAGUUGUAAGUGCAAGUGAACAAAAAACAGUAGUGGCUACAUUAAUAGGGAAAAGUGGCAACAAAGCAAAAGAAAGGGAAGCGCAGCACCCCCAUUUCCAUAACCAUACCCAAAGUUGGUUGCUGGGCAUGUUGGCAGGCAAAGCUUCGACAUCGACAACAACAACAACAGCAGCAGCAACUGCAACACAACACACACGUUGUCAACAGGCACGCUUCGUUGCGCACGCGACAAGCUAAACAACGACACCAGACGGCAGACAGCGGACAACAGACGGCAGAGUCAAGCUUCAACAACGCUCGGGAAUCAUUAGCACAGACAGCUCCAUCAGCCAAGCAGCCAACCAACUCGCUAUUCAGCGAUUUAGUCAGUUGGUGUAAUUUGGCGGCGCAAGAAAGCAAUUCAAAAUAAUUGUUGAUUGGAACAGUAAGCGGCCGACAGCGACGACGACGACGACGACGAUUGUGAAAAAUGGAAUUGAAAGUUUGGGUUGAGGGCAUACAGCGGAUUGUUUGUGGCGUCACAGUCAGUACGACUUGUCAGGAUGUGGUAUUCGCUUUGGCACAUGCCACAGGCAAGGUGGGGCGGUUCGCUUUAAUCGAACGCUGGCGGAAUAAUGAGCGGCAUCUGGCGCCAAAUGAGAAUCCCAUGAAGUUGCUGCUAAAAUGGGGUGAAUAUGCUAAUGACGUGCAAUUUAUAUUGCAACGUUCAGAGAACAAACAGCAGCAACAACAACCGCAGCAGCAGCAACAACACCAACAGCAGCCACAGACGCAGCAACCACAGAAUAACAAUAACAACAGCAAUAACAAUUCUCCAACAUAUGCUGUUGUCAUGCCAAAAAAGCCGCUGGGCGUAAAUAACAAUAACAACAACAACAACAAUGUGAAUAAGCCCGCGCCCACAUUGCAGAAACAAAAAUCCAAUGUGGAGCUCAGCUAUCGCACAAAGGAGCUAAAAAAAAGUUUUAGCGGCUACGAUGCUAAGCAAUUUGACAAUAUUGGCAUCGUCAAAGGCAUACCACAACAACAACAAAAUCAACAGCAACAACCGCCCAACAAGCAGAAGGCGCACAACAACAACAAUGUGCCCACAUUACAGCCAAAACAUGAGAAAUCGCACUCGAACCCUUUGGACAUGUCCAGCUGUACGCCCGCCGGCAAUGCCUUCAGCGAUGUCUAUAAUAACAAUAAUCAUAGCAAUAAUAAUAGCAACAAUAAUCAGCAUACCUACAGUCAACUGAGCAAAUCCAGCAAUGAGCUGCAUUUGUCCGAAAUGCGACGCGCCAGUCCCAAUGAGGCGUUCUAUAACAAUACUAAUAAUAAUAAUAACAACAACAAUCUGAAUAAUAACAAUAGCAGUGAAAAUCUACGCGAUAUUUAUGCACAUAUCAAUCACAACAGCAAUAACAACAAUAGUCCAAUUAACAACAGCAACAACACACCCUAUAAUGCCUCACCCGAUCUGUAUAAACAGACGCCGACAAUUUCCGCAAAUGGUGCCUUGGUCCCACCACCAUAUCGUGAUCCGCCCCCGCCCAGAAAUAGUCCCAUGCAACGUUUGCAGAAUGCCGAAACCAUAUCGAAUGCGUCUUCGGCCACAAAUCCAUUUCUCAGCGAUUACAAUAGCAACAAUGACUAUGACAACAACAACCAUAACAACAACAACAACAACACUCAGUCCAUGGACGAAAGUGAGAGCAUUUUUCAGGCCACACAAUACAAAGAUCUGUUGCAGUUAAUUAAAUUCCAACGCGAGAAAAUAACGGCACAACAAAUGGAAUUGCAUAAGUUUGAUUCGGAAAUUGUUUAUCUGGAGGCCAAGGAACGUGAUCAUGCCCAGGAAUUGGAAGCCAUCUCACGUGACAUAUCUAAAGCGGAUCAAAUCUUUCGGCAGGGCAGCGAACAUUUGCAAACAUUGCAGUACGUCGAGGAGGAGAACGAGCUGGUGAAGCAGCAGGAGAAAACGCUGAAAUCCGAAAUAGCCCUACUUCGCUCCAAAUUGGCAAAUUGUGAGACAGAGUUGUUGCAAUGCAAGAACAAGAUACGCUUACUUAUGGAUGACAUUGAACUCGAACAACGAGCGCUAACGCAACAACAACAAAGCAAUAGACAAACGGUGGAGCGUGAUUUUCUCAUGGAAAUGGAGCGUAUACAGAGCGAGAUCGAUCAGGCGCUGCACAGCACGGAUACAUCGAAUAAGACGGCGGAUAAUCUAAAAAAGGAAUUGCUAAUGAUAGAGCACGCAAUAGCGGAGAAAAAGCGACAGGUGGAGCAGCUGGUGAAUGAAAUGAAGGAAGUCAAUUUGCAGAGCCUGACGGUGACAACUACAGAGGAGAUAAAACAUUUGCUAGAGGGACCGAACAAACAGGGCAGCAGUCGUCGCAUAAUUGGUUCUCCACGCCAAUUGGAAACGGCAGUGCCCACCAGCAAGAAUCCGCAUGGUGUUUGGGUUUAAAUAAACGAAUAAAAUAAAUCAAUGCUUUAAAUACUACAACUAUUUAGCACACACACACACACACACUCACAACGAAAUAACAUCAUACAUAUGUAUGUAUAUUUAAAUUCAGAAAAGCACCAAACGAAAAAAACUAUAAAUUCUACGAAACCUUUCAACAUUUGGGAACAAAAGCGAGGAAAGCGACUACUUAACACAUAUCUUCAAAGCAAAAGCAGUACAUAUUUAAUAAUUCAAACCUGCCUAUAUAAAUUAUAUAUAUAUACCAAUUGAUAUCAUUCUAUAUAUAUAAACCUCACAAAUUAUCACAAAUUUACAUUCAACAUUUUGAAGGAUUGUUACAAACAAAAUACAGGCAUAUUGAGUUCUUUUGUUUCUCUUCCAAAAUGUAAUCUAAUGGAUCUCUAGAGCAAUUUUUAUUGUUACAAAUUUACACAAAGCAUAGAAUUGAUGCACAAAAUUGUUUACCCUAUAAUACAACCUUUUGGUAGUUUCCCAAACAUAUAUUAAUUACAUAUGGAAGUCAAAUUCUUAUUAUUACUUACGUAUCUUAUUAGCCGCAGUGUUAGUUAAACUUUUGCAAAAUCGCUUUAAAAAUAACGCAAUUUUACAUAAAAAGCACAUUACAUUCUAAGUUUGCGGACAGUCGAAUGCAAAUAAUUUGAUAUAGUUUCCCAAUUUCUGGUGUUUGUAGAACUUAAGCGCAGUGUUUAGGAAAUAAAAACUGGAAAUUGUAAUGAAAUUUCGCAAAAAGUCUACUUCGUUUAAGCAAAAUAUAAACAGCUCCAAAAGACAUACUACAUUGUAAGAGAUAUGGUCAGACAGGCAAACAAAUUUAAGGUAUUUUACAAAUAAAUCGAAAAUAUGUUUGAAGUAACAGAAAAUUAUAUUUAAGUUCAGAACUCAUCGAUUUUAAAUGAAGUAACAUGAAAUUCAUGGCAUAAUUUAAACUUUUAACAGAUGCCUGUCAGUCCUAAAAAUAAAGGUGUGAUCAGACGGAUUAGUCGAGCUUGGCAAGUGUAAAGGCUAUGUUCACCAAAUCGAUUCAGAAAUCUCUACUAAUUACAAAUUUUGUGCAUGUCUGGCCAUAGCUUAUGAAUAAUUGGUAACAAUUUACCUUGUUUAUAGAAAAAAAGGAUUCGCUAUAAAUAAUUAUGACUGCUGAGAAACACAAUUCCAUUUUUAUAAUAAUGUUUGUUGCUAGUCUUUAAUAUGUUUUAAAUUUUUUUAUAUACAAUAGUAUUUAAUAUGUUUUUAUCUACACAUUCGCGCCAUUAGCUUUUAACAACUUUUGUUAAACAAAAAGAAAAGAAAUGAAAUCUGAACGAACUUUUGUACAUCGUUGCAAUAAUUAUUAACUAACGAAUAGUAUGGGACGCCUUUUUAACAUUUAAGUAGUGUUGUAGUGAUUUCUUCGUACGCAGAGCAAUAAACAAAUGAUUGAUUGAAUUAAUUAUUAUAAUUGAUGAAACGAAAUGUUAUAGAUGAAGUAAACUUUUUUAGCCUAAUACUGAUAGCUAGCAUAUAGCGAUUUGAA
This is a messenger RNA of Scaptodrosophila lebanonensis, 4355 nucleotides long. RefSeq names its product transcription factor mef2A (gene RASSF8). The transcript is spliced from 7 exons. The record is from RefSeq and is a predicted model, not a curated record. NCBI's taxonomy places the organism in Eukaryota, Metazoa, Arthropoda, Insecta, Diptera, Drosophilidae. The coding region runs from base 833 to 2818 and encodes 661 amino acids. Gene Ontology annotation, biological process: signal transduction.